Molecule: messenger RNA, 942 nt
Organism: Chaetomium globosum CBS 148.51
Lineage: Eukaryota; Fungi; Ascomycota; Sordariomycetes; Sordariales; Chaetomiaceae
Exons: 3
Coding region: 1-942 (313 amino acids)
Biological process (GO): mRNA splicing, via spliceosome
Cellular component (GO): cytoplasm; nucleoplasm; ASAP complex
Molecular function (GO): RNA binding
Source: RefSeq, a predicted model, not a curated record
AUGGAAUCUCCCGUCAGGGAAAGCGAGCUCAUGGCUCUCGACGAGCCCUCCCGCUCCCGAUCCCUCUCCCGAUCCCGGUCCAGAACACCACACUCGCACCAUUCCCGCUCGCCCUCGCCCAUGGGCCGCCGCCGUUUCGACGACCGAGAUGGUCAUGCCCGCUCCCCAGCUCGGGAUGGCAAAUACCGUAGUCGCACCGCUACAGCCGCGGUCGCACCACGAGCCGCACACCAAGUCGCAGCCGCACCCGCUCCCGGAGCGACUCGCGUGGCCGAAGCUACAGUCGGGAUUACAGCCAUUCACGUAAUUGUUGUCGAGCGGUUGACCAAGAAUGUCAACGAAGACCACCUCUACGAGAUCUUCGGCCAGUACGGCAGCAUUGACGACCUCGAUCUCCCCGUUAACAGACAAUCCGGCAUGAAUCGUGGCACAGCCUACAUCCUCUACUACACCGAGGCCGACGCUCAGGCUGCAAUCACGCACAUGCACGAAGCGCAACUCGACGGCAGUGUCAUUAACGUAUCGAUUGUCCUCCCGCGCCGCAAGGUCUCUCCCUCACCUCCCGAAGCCCGCCGUGGACCCCGCGGCCCCCCGGCCAACGUUAGGUCCAUCCUUGGACCGUCUGGGGGCGGGUCUUCGGCUGGCCGGGGCCGGAGGUCACCAGCUGUUGGUGGCUCGGGUCGUUAUGGACAUCGCUCUGACGUCUACCGUCCCCGAUCCGCGUCACGCUCUCGCUCACCCACAGCCAGUGGCACUCGUCGGUACCGGUCCCGGUCGGCGUCUUACACAUCGAGGUCCCCCUCGCGGACACCAGCGGGUCGCGGAGGUCGAGAUCACAGGGGCGGCCGCGGUCACGGUAGGCGGAGAAGCCCUAGCCGCGAUAGCUAUGACAGCUACGACCGUCGGAGCAGGACUCGUAGCCGCAGCCGGGACCGAAGAUGA